CAUGGUGUAUUUUAGUUCCUCCCGGUCCAUAAGUACCCCCACUCAAGACUCGAGAGUUCAAAUUCCGAAGUCAAUGUCAGCAAGAUCCAACAUCUUCCCCCCUCCAACACCUUCUCCGCCCUCCGAUUCCAAGAUCUGAAUCAAGAAACCCACCGGCGAUGGGGCUCCGCGACUGCCUGGGCGACUGCUGGGAGGACUGCAAGUGGGCAUUAGCGUGCCUCGCCGCCGUCGUCGCUGUCAUCAUCAUUGCCGUCAUGGUUGCCGCCUACAGCUUCGCCCUCCAGCCCUCCAUCACCGUCGAGGACGCCUCCCUGACCAGGUUCGCGCUGGCGACCACCCCGGCGACGUCGCUCGGGUACAACCUCUCUCUGAAGCUCAUCGUCCGCAACCGGAACUGGGCGACGACCAUGAAGAACACGGAACCGCUGGAGGCGGCGUACAAGUUCGAUGGCCAGCAGUUCGAGCGCGUGCAGGUCGCUGACAAGGGCGACAAGCACGGCCCCAGGAAGACCCGGGUGUACCACCUCAACACGGGCCAGGAGAGCGGCUACGUGUCGCUGGGCAACGCCGGCGUCGCGGCGUACAAGGAGCAGAACAAGACCGGGGAGUUCGAGCUGGAGGUGGCGGUCACCGGCGAGGUGCGGUACACGCUGCAGCUGAAGAAGAACAAGCUGGCUGGGACCUGCAAGCUCAAGCUGAAGCUCGACUCGCCGGCGACGGCAGCCGUGGUGUUCGAGAAGGUGAAAUGCAAGCUCGAGAAGGAGAAGAAGGACAAGGAGUGAUUAAUUUGCUAGCUCUUGUGUACUAUUGUACUCCGUAUUUUCUUUUUUUGAACAUUGUACUGUAUGGUUUUCAUCCAAAAUUCCAAGCGGUCUAUGACGGCCGGUUGCCAA
This is a messenger RNA of Hordeum vulgare subsp. vulgare (domesticated barley), 893 nucleotides long. RefSeq lists its product as uncharacterized. Gene Ontology annotation, cellular component: plasma membrane. The transcript has a single exon. NCBI's taxonomy places the organism in Eukaryota, Viridiplantae, Streptophyta, Magnoliopsida, Poales, Poaceae. Bases 159 to 782 code for a protein of 207 amino acids. The record is from RefSeq and is a predicted model, not a curated record.